Trypanosoma conorhini is the source of this 414-nucleotide messenger RNA. RefSeq lists its product as uncharacterized. The record is from RefSeq and is a predicted model, not a curated record. The coding region runs from base 1 to 414 and encodes 137 amino acids. NCBI's taxonomy places the organism in Eukaryota, Euglenozoa, Kinetoplastea, Trypanosomatida, Trypanosomatidae. The transcript has a single exon.
AUGCCGCCUGUAACGGGCCGUCCCAUAGGCAAGAGCCCGGGCCCACAGCCCAUCAUUCGUCGUACCCGAAGCUGGCGGGGCAUCAUGCAGGUACGCUUUAACGACACGCGCGCAGACCGCAACCAAAUAUUAAGACAUGCAUUUCUGUGGGCACCGAUGCGAAUAUUGGGUCUUGGCUGCCUCACGACGACUGUAAUGUACUUCACCGUUGGCCAUGAUCGCUUCAUGCACACGCUCUUCGGCUAUGAGUCGGAGAUGCACUACGAGGCGCGUGUGAACCCCGACGCAAGCGUCGUCUUUGGUGAUACGAUGCUGGACAAGGACCGCGCCUGGAAGUCCCCACUGCGUGAGUUAGAGAUGCCGCUGCAUCCCAAGCGACAGUUUGACGUGCUGCGGGACCCCAACUCCACAUGA